CCUACAUUCUUCCUUUGGAAAGGACAUAAGAAAUUAAAAAAUAUUGCGGAGAAUUUUUCAAUGGUAACCCUAAUGUGUUCCUUGUAACUCGUUAUGCAGCUGUCAAAGUUCACAGACAAAAAUAAAAAUGUCAACGUCAAUCUGUCAUUAUUUAAAAAUGGCGGCGGCGAGUGUACGGUCCGCCCUGCGCCCGCGCAAAGCCUUAGCAGACAUAGAGAUAGAGGACGUCCUAAAUGACUCGGAAUUUGAUUACUCGGGAAAUGAUUCAGACGACGACCCUAUGUUUCUUCCAUCAGAAAUUGCAAAACAUGCCAGUAUCGAGUCUGAGUCAAGCAGCAGUUCGGAUGAAGAAGAAAAUGUACCCGAUCCUCCUGUUACACCACCUUUAUCAUAUUCUGAUGUAUCAGAGUUAGCAACUACAAGUUCUUCUUCAAGGGGACUAGCCAGAUCUUCAUCAAGAGCACGCAGCCGCGGGAGAGGUAGAAACAGAGGAAGAGGCCGAGGACGAGGUAGGGACAGCAAUGCACAAGCGCAAUCACCGCCUUCCCUUCAGACAAGAUAAUUGGUCGAAAGAAUAUUUUCAGCCUGAAAUAAGACCACUGACACAACCGGCAUAUAAGCAGAUAGAUUAUUCAGAUUAUGAAUG
Messenger RNA from Leguminivora glycinivorella, 646 nucleotides. RefSeq lists its product as uncharacterized. The record is from RefSeq and is a predicted model, not a curated record. Lineage: Eukaryota; Metazoa; Arthropoda; Insecta; Lepidoptera; Tortricidae. Bases 128 to 562 code for a protein of 144 amino acids. The transcript is spliced from 2 exons.